CCCCCACGACGCCUGGCUCGUUUUCCGCUCCGGGACUCCGGGCGCCGUGCGGGAGCCGCCCCUGCGCCCUCUGCCCGGCCCGGGCCCCGAGUCGGGGGCGAGAUGGCCCUGCGGCCCCCGCUGCGGGGCGCCAAGCCCAGCCGGCCCCCCCACUACUACGAGGGCUUCCUGGAGAAGAAGGGGCCCCAGGACAAGGGGUAUAAGAAGUAUUGGACAGGCCUACGGGGGCUCAUGCUGUAUUUCUACAACACCAGCCGAGAUGUGCAGUACGUGGAGAAGAUCAACCUGGACAACUUCGUGUCCCUGACCGAUAGCUACCUUCGGAGCUUCCCCCAGGCCAGCGACGAGGGGGUGGGGCUCAGCCUGAAGCUGAGGGGGCAGGAAGUGAAGUUAAAGGCCGAGAGCCUGGAGGCUCGGGAGUUGUGGAAGGGUUUCAUCAUCACCAUGGUGGAGAUGCAAGUCCCCUCCAACCUGAUGUUGCUGCCCGGCCACAUCUACAUGAUGUCCGAAGCCCUCUCCAAAGAGCAGGAGCGACGGGCCCAGCUGAGCCAGCGCCGCACCACGAGCUCCCUCCACUACGAGUUGGUGGAGGAGGAGAUGCCGGCCUGCUAUUUCAAGGUCUCCAGGACAGAGGCCCAGGUCCUGCUGGAUAGGAACCCGGACUGUGGCAACCUGCUGCUACGGCCGGGGGGCGACGGGAAGAGCAUCUCGGUGACCACGCGUCAGAUGCUGAACGGCACCCCAGUUGUGAAGCACUACAGAGUGAGCCGCGUGGGACAGCAAUAUGUUAUCGACAUUGAGCAGCCGCACCACUGCUCCUCCCUGGCCGACGUGGUGGAGUACUUUGUCUCCAACACCAAGAAGACCCUGGUGCCCUUGAGCCUGGAUGAGGAUUACGCAGAGAAGUUAGAGUUUGUGGAGACCAAUAAGGAGAAUGGAGAGAGCGUCUGGGAAGCAUCCAUGCCCCCCUGCCCAAAGCCCCCCAAAGCCGGUGCCAAAGUGGAGGCAAUGAUUCCACCCACCUCCAGACAAAGUCCUCUGUCGAAGCCCCUUCCCACCCCCCCAGCGUUCGAGGAGGAUGAAGAACAGACCUACGUGAAUGAUGAAGAUGUGGCAGCCAUCACGGGAACAAAGCCAAAGCCAGCCUGCUCCACAGUGGGUGCCGUGAAGGUGAUUUGGGAAAGGGACGGCCAGACCAAGGCGCAGCCUGUACCAACCGGCAAGCCAGCCGCUAAAGGCCAGUGUAUGAAGACAUCCAACAGUGCCCUCAUCCUACGGCAACACGGUGGCAGCUCCUCCUGCCAGGCUACGUCAUGGGUCGGAGACCUCCCCGCAGACAUAUCAGAGGAGCUGGCGCGGAAGCUACGGGAACGAAGAGCCAACCUAGAGAACUGACCCGCUGCCCUGCACGGAUGGCCUGGCGGGCGAGGAGGGUUCUGCUGGGAACACAGGGUUCCAAUCCUCUCGGGGAACAAAACCUUGGCCCCAAACCUCUCCUGACCCUUGUGCAGCGUUGAUCACGUACCCAGGGCCCGGCCCUUCUUCUCUGGCCCUUUCCCAGGACUGUGAGACACUGGUUUGUGGGGCUCCCAGCACCCUUUGCCCAACUGCUGCCUGACCCAGUGCAGCACCCCCCCCGGCUGAGAUAGCCUUAGCUCUGGUCCCUUCAGUGGUUUUUCUAGGGGCAAGGCUGCCACUUCGCGCUGGGCCCUGGCUGUUCCCUUUCUGUGGCUCAGAGUGGCUGCCCCUAAGCCCAGUGGGAUGUGAUCUGUGGGUGCCACAUGCCUGGACAAGCAGCAAGUGCCAAAGGGAGGGAACGAUGCCCCAUGGGUGGAUCUGGGUGCAGCCGUGUGUCCUUGCCACCAGAGAGGAAGCUAAUCCAGAUCCCGGCAGGCUGCGACUGGCCCUGCUGCAGAGCAAGGGGGUCUCUGCGGGUAACACCAGAGCAGGGAGGGAGCCUCGGGUUGUGUGCUGUUCUUGGACUCGAUUGCCUAGACCAGGCCCUUUGCCUGCUGCGGAUCAGGCUUAAGAGGCAGGGGAGAUGGGUGUUGCCUUCCUAUGCCCAGUCUGCUUUGGGGUGUUUCACAGUGCGGGGUAAACCAAAGGCAGAGCUGAGGGGCACACCGGUGCCUGGAAUGCCAGUGGGGCUGGAAGCUAGAAUUGAGGGGCAGUGGCAGGGCUGGCCAGGGGGCAUCCCAGGGCUAGAAUAGCAGGGGGGCUGCAGGUUAGGGUUGGGGGGCAUCAGCAAAGCUGUAUGUAGGGGGAGCCCAGGGCAGUCCUGAAGUGGGGUGCAUUGACAGAGGUGGGCCUCGGGACAGCCCCUUGGCUGGAUCUGAGGGCCCUGGCCGAGCUGGGAGUGGGGCCCAGGGCUGGUACAGCAGAGAGCUCCAGUUUGGAACUGGGUGUGCUGGCAGGGUGGUGUGCGGGAAGGUCUCAUGGCCCCUGCCAACACUACCUAGGACUCUAUCCAGGGAGCUCCUCAGUCCCUCCCCCAUGUCUACACUCAUCAAUCAGAACAGCCAGACUGGGUCAGACCAAUGGUCCAUCUAGCCCAGUGUCCUCUCUGCCAACAGGGGCCAGUGCCUGAUGCUUCAGAGGGAAUGAACAGAACAGGGUUGUUAUUGAGUGAUCCAGUCCCAGCUCUGGCAGUCAGAGGCUACAGCCACCCAGAUUAUGGCAUUGCAUCCUUGACCAUCUUGGCUAAUCACCAUUGAUGGGCCUGCUCUCCAUGAAUGGAUCUAAUUCCUUUUUGAACCCAGUUAUACUUUAACAUCCCCUGGCAAGGAGUUCCACAGGUUGACUGCAUGUUGUGCGAAG
Messenger RNA from Dermochelys coriacea (leatherback sea turtle), 2817 nucleotides. RefSeq names its product signal transducing adaptor family member 2 (gene STAP2). The record is from RefSeq and is a predicted model, not a curated record. Lineage: Eukaryota; Metazoa; Chordata; Testudines; Dermochelyidae. Gene Ontology annotation, molecular function: signaling adaptor activity. Bases 103 to 1395 code for a protein of 430 amino acids. The transcript is spliced from 14 exons.